Molecule: messenger RNA, 2385 nt
Organism: Caenorhabditis briggsae
Lineage: Eukaryota; Metazoa; Nematoda; Chromadorea; Rhabditida; Rhabditidae
Exons: 6
Coding region: 1-2385 (794 amino acids)
Biological process (GO): endonucleolytic cleavage in 5'-ETS of tricistronic rRNA transcript (SSU-rRNA, 5.8S rRNA, LSU-rRNA); endonucleolytic cleavage to generate mature 5'-end of SSU-rRNA from (SSU-rRNA, 5.8S rRNA, LSU-rRNA)
Cellular component (GO): nucleolus; small-subunit processome; 90S preribosome
Molecular function (GO): U3 snoRNA binding; protein binding
Source: RefSeq, a predicted model, not a curated record
AUGACGGAGCCUAUCAAAGAAAUAGCCACAAAAAGAAGUGUUGAAGCAGUAUACACCGGAGGAACUGUUAGAUGGAGUGCAAACGGCCAGAAACUAUUCUCAACGUGCACAAAUGUGGUUAAAGUUAUCGACUUGGAAGAUAAUAGUGCUAGCUACACUAUUGGAGAUUCUGAUGAUGAGUUGCGAAUCACUUGCACCGCCAUCGAUAAAAACCGAAAUCGUCUUCUCGUUGCCUACAAUAAUCAAGUGAUCAGAGAAUACUCUAUUCCACUGGAUCCCUCGAUGAAUAACCCCGAAUUGGCGAGAACUUGGAAAACCAUGCACACCGCACCGAUCCUUGUGAUGGAAUUCGAUGAGGGAGGCAAUAUUUUGGCUACUGGAGCUGCAGAUCAUGUCGUAAAGGUGUGGAAUUUGACCGAGCAGCAGUGCACCCACACUCUGAAAGGUCCUGCCGUAGUUUCGGCUAUUUUAUUCGGAAAGAAUGAGAAGCUAGUGGUCGGAUAUAUUGAAGGUCAACUACAUCUCUAUAACAUAAUGAUAGGAGCACCGAAAAAGCAUGUGAAUACCUGGAACAAUCAUAACUCUCAUAUCACCGCUCUUCUUCAAGUCCCGGAUUCUCGUUAUAUUGUUGCUUUAUCUCGAGAUCAAACAAUGAGUAUUCAUGAGACAGAGACACAAGAAACUUUGCGAGUCUUGCCUCUUUAUGAAUCGAUUGAGAGUGGAGCUAUCGGCCACAAUGGAAAUUUAUUCACAGUCGGAGAGGAGGGAUUCGUUAAAGAAUGGGUGAUCGAAUCAGCCAAAUUGCUCAGAAAGAAAAGAAUCUCGAGCUCUCAAAUCGACGACGUUUCUUACGACGUUGUAUCAAAUCGGUUUUUGGCAAUAUCAGCAGAGCAAAAUCUAAUUGUGCUAGAUUUUGAUAGUUUGAAUAUUAUCAGGCAAAUAGUCGGAUUUCAUGAUGAAAUCUAUUCGUGCUGCCUCCUUGGCAAAGAAGAAACGCACAUGGCAGUGGCUUCCAAUACAUCCGAAAUCCGGCUCUACAACACCAAAACGCUUGACUGUCAUCUUGUCAGAGGUCACACUGAAUCCGUUCUUUCUGUUGUAUCCCCUUUGUGGGACACUUCUCUUCUUGCUUCGUGCUCUAAAGACAACUCCAUUAUCAUCUGGAGACUUGUAUCCACUCCUGAAGAAUCUUCCACAUUGAUACCAUUAUGUGCUGCCACUGGACAUUCCAAUACUGUAACCUCAUUGGCUAUUUCAAAUAGUGCACGGGCAUCAUUCCUUGCUUCUGUUUCCUCAGAUUGUACAAUCAAGUUAUGGGAGUUGGGAGAUUCUGCAAAGAUGAAGGACGCAAGCAUUGAUGGUGAAAGAGAUUUCGUGGAACAACUACCGAAGCUGACAUGUAGUUCAACAAUGGUUGCCCAUGGUAAAGAUGUCAACUGCGUUGACAUUUCCGAAAGCGAUGCUCUCAUUGCAACCGGUGGAAUGGAUAAACUCGUGAAGCUCUGGCAAGUAGAUACACAAAAAAUGCAACUUGGAAUCGCCGGAACUCUAUCAGGACAUCGUCGUGGUGUCGGAGACGUCAAAUUCGCCAAGCAUUCACAUAAAUUGGCGUCUUGCAGUGGAGAUAUGACCAUUAAGAUCUGGAACAUCUCAGAGAAAUCCUGUCUACAGACUAUUACUGGCCAUUCUUGUGCGGUUUUCCGUGUCAUUUUUGUCAGGAACGAUGCCCAAUUGCUGUCAGCGGACAGCGCAGGAAUCAUCAAGAUAUGGACUCUUAAAACAGCUGAUUGUGAAAGCUCCAUUGAUGCACACACUGAUAAGAUUUGGUCAUUAUCCAAGAAUCAUGACGAAUCAGAAUUUGUGACUGCUGGAACUGAUGGUCGAAUCAUUGUAUGGAAGGAUGUGACAGAGGAGAAGCAACGAGUCGAAGACGAGAAAAGAAGAGAGGCCAUCGAGCAGGAUCAGACACUGACAAAUUUAUUGAGUCAGAAAAGAUUUUCCGAUGCUUUAGUUUUUGCAUUAACAUUGGCAAAGCCUUUCUGUGCUUACAAGGUACUUGAAGUGGUAAUCGCGUUGAUGUCUGAAGAUACUCAAGAGGAACUUGGCUCCGCAAUCUGUCGCCUUGAUCAACGCCAAAUUGAAAUUCUUCUUCAGUUUUGUGUCAAAUGGAAUACUAAUUCGCGACACUCUCCAGUGGCUCAACGCGUUUUUUACGAAAUCAUCCAUAUCAUUGAACCGGAUAAGCUAGUAGCAAUGCCCGGCGCGUAUGGAUACAUCGAAUCUUUGCUACCAUAUACCCAACGACAUAUGGACCGUUUGGAUAGAGCAAAGCAGGACGUCAGCCUGUUUGGUUUUGUCUGGCGACAAAUGAGAAGCGCUGUUUAA